GUCUUUUGCGUGUGUCUUGACAGUCUCUUUUCCCUCCAGGUGAAGCCUCGUCGGGGAGAUUUUCUCUCCGCUUUUCUGACUUUAAUCACGGCGUCUCUAGUGAAAAACAGCGCUUGGAAUAGUCCGACUGGAUCCAUACGACGUCCGGAGGACCGGAUCUGUUCUCGGAUUCAGGCCCUGGAUGGUUUCGUUUUCUGGAGGGGGACCUGGAAGCCCGGGCCCGCUGUUGGAGCAGGGAGGAGGCCCCGGCGCCCCUGCUUCUGACCCAGAAAACAGCACCCUUAGCCGGCCUGUGUGUCUACUAGCAGGUCGGCUAGCCGCUAGUUACAUCGCCGCAACAAGAAAGAGCUCUCUCCAUCCUACUUUAUUUAUGUGAUUAUUUUUAUUAUUGUUUUAAACAACAGGAAAUACUUUUUCUGUAAUUAACUGAAGGGAAAGAGUCAUUUAAAAGCGGUUAGCAGAGAGGUAGUUUCUCUUCCUGACGGAGGUUCCGGAUCGGCUCCGGUACCAUCUCCUGGUUUUUCUGACCUUCGUGAGGUCCAAACGCAGACCAUGGCUGGCAUCAUUAAGGAGAUCGUAAGCCGGAACAAAAGACGGUUCCAGGAGGAUGGCUUUGACUUGGACCUAACUUAUAUUUAUCCCAAUAUCAUUGCCAUGGGUUUCCCUGCUGAGAGGCUCGAAGGCGUCUACAGGAACAACAUAGACGAAGUAAUCAGGUUUUUAGAUUCUAAACAUAAAAAUCACUACAAGAUCUACAAUCUGUGUGCAGAGCGACAGUAUGAUGCAUCCAAGUUCCAUUGUCCAGUGGCCCAGUUUCCUUUUGAGGAUCACAAUCCACCCCAGCUGGAACUGAUCAAACCUUUCUGCGAGGACUUGGAUCGGUGGCUGAGAGAAGAUGACAAUCACGUUGCCGCCAUCCACUGCAAAGCGGGAAAAGGUCGCACAGGGGUCAUGAUCUGUGCCUACCUGCUGCACCGCCGCAAGUUCAUUGUUGCACAAGAAGCUCUGGAUUUCUACGGCGAGGUCCGCACCCGAGACAAGAAGGGAGUGACCAUCCCCAGCCAGCGACGAUAUGUCUUCUACUACAACUUCCUGCUGAGGAACCAUUUGCAGUAUAAACCUGUCGCUCUGCUCUUCCACCGGAUGCUGUUUGAGACCAUCCCCAUGUUCACCGGAGGAACCUGCAACCCUCAGUUCGUGGUGUACCAGCUGAAAGUGAAGAUCCACACAUCCAACCCGAACCACAUGCGGCGAGAAGACAAGCUCAUGCUGUUCGAGCUGCCGCAGCCGCUGCCCGUCUGUGGAGACAUCAAGGUGGAGUUCUUCCACAAGCAAAACAAGGUGAUGAAGAAGGAAAAGAUGUUCCACUUCUGGGUCAACACUUUCUUCAUCCCGGGCCCUGAGGAAGAGGACCCCAACAGCCUGGAGAACGGCAGUGCUGGGACUCCGCGGGACAUAGACAGAACCUUCCAGAACCCGGGGAUCACGGCCAUGACAACUGGAGGGGAAAGCGACAGAGACUACCUGGUCCUCACUCUGACCAAGAACGACCUGGACAAGGCCAACAAAGACAAGGCCAACAAGAACUUCUCCCCAAACUUCAAGGUCAAACUGUACUUCACAAAGACUGUGGAGGAAGGCGGGAACUGUGACGCCAGCAGCUCCUCGGCUUCUGUGACGCCGGACAUCAGCGACAAUGAGCCGGAUCACUACCGUUACUCUGACACCACGGACUCGGACCCGGAAAACGAACCAUUUGACGAGGAUCCCCAAAGUCAGAUCACUAACAUCUGACACACAUGGACCUCAGGCAGUCUUUGGAACUCUGUGGUCAGAGUCCAGAUCAGUACUUAAGCCCUUUCCCCUGCCUGGACAAUCACGUGGCUCGGACCGUGUGGGCGGGGCCAGACCAUCCAGAUGGAGAUGGAUGAAAGGACAGAUUUUUAAAUUAAGGAGUAAAACUUGAAUCUCUAUUGAAAGACAAGUAGUUCUCUUUACUGACCACGCCCACGUCUGGAUAAAUCCCAAAAUCCUGUUCUCUCCUUCACCUCCAGUACUAGGAAGCUA
Molecule: messenger RNA, 2067 nt
Organism: Thalassophryne amazonica
Lineage: Eukaryota; Metazoa; Chordata; Actinopteri; Batrachoidiformes; Batrachoididae
Product: phosphatidylinositol 3,4,5-trisphosphate 3-phosphatase and dual-specificity protein phosphatase PTEN-like
Exons: 9
Coding region: 553-1794 (413 amino acids)
Biological process (GO): phosphatidylinositol dephosphorylation; protein dephosphorylation; regulation of phosphatidylinositol 3-kinase/protein kinase B signal transduction
Cellular component (GO): cytosol; nucleus; plasma membrane
Molecular function (GO): phosphatidylinositol-3,4,5-trisphosphate 3-phosphatase activity; phosphatidylinositol-3,4-bisphosphate 3-phosphatase activity; protein tyrosine phosphatase activity
Source: RefSeq, a predicted model, not a curated record